GUAUACAUGGCGGCCAUGGGCAUUAAUAUUGCUCCUUCAACGUCUCAUCCUUUCCUCCUUCCCAAUAAACGAGCGUUCUAUCUGCGAUAAUGGCUACAGAACAGUCUACGCUUCCUGGAGUGUCGAAGCACCACUGGCAUCUGACAGAUGUCGUGUACAAGGUGAUGAACAAGUCCGAAGACGACUCGGAGGCUCAUAAGAUUUAUCGCUCCUAUCCUGGUCACACUGCGAAAGGACGUGCUCCUGCUACCACAAAUAUUGCGGAAGAAACAGUGCCAGGCAUUCAGCACCCUGGAAGUACAGGUGUGAUCUAUUGUACAGAUCGUGCGAUGGCGAAUGGCUUCUCUUACGAUGCUGACGGAUGGGCCAAUCUAGGGCAGGGAGCUCCAGAAGUGGGCGAUAUUCCCGGUGCCCUACCGAAACCCACGCAGAUCCCCAUUCCUCACGACUCGUUGGAGUACGCCCCCACCACGGGUGUCAAAGCGCUACGACAGGCCGUUGCAGAUUUGUACAACCAUACAUACCGCCAAGGAAUGAAGAGCCUCUAUAACUAUGAGAAUGUCUGUAUUGUCCCUGGUGGACGUGCAGGAUUGAGCAGAGUUGCGAGUGUGAUAGGAGAUGUGUACCAAAUCCCGGAGUAUACCAGCUAUUCAUCAACGCUUGCCGCAUUUAAGCGUCUCCUUCCCAUCCCUACUGCGUUAACCGCAGAUAUGGAAUACAAGCUCGACUUGGAAAAGACAAAGAAAGACGUCCACGAGCAAGGCCUGCAGGUCAUCAUAGCAUCCAAUCCUCGAAAUCCUACUGGACAAGUGAUUCGAGAAGAUGAUUUGAAGCAACUGGUGGAGCUGGCUGAGAGCAAGGUUACUGUUGUUUUGGACGAGUUCUACUCCUGGUAUAUCUAUCCAGAGAAGGAGGAAGAAUUGGGUCAAUCUGUAUCGGCCGCCGCAUAUGUGAAGGACGUUAAUGAGGAUUCCGUUGUCAUUAUCGAUGGACUGACGAAGAACUGGCGGCUGCCGGGAUGGAGGGUCUGCUGGGUUAUUGGUCCCAAGAAUAUGAUCUCGGCGCUUUCCCAAUCCGGCUCUUUCCUGGACGGAGGCGCUAAUCACCCUCUUCAGCUCGCUGCAAUUCCCCUUCUCCGACCUGAGGUCGCUCAACAAGAUAAGAUCGCUUUGCAGAAGCACUUCAAGAUGAAACGCGAUCACGUUCUGGCAAGGCUGAACACAAUGGACCUGAAGGUGAAGGUGCCGCCUGUGGCGACGUUCUAUAUUUGGCUGGAUCUGUCGGAUCUUCCCGGUGAAUUGAACAACGGUUUGACCUUCUUCGAAGAACUUCUGAAAGAGAAGACAAUCGUGGUUCCUGGUUACUUUUUCGACAUCAAUCCUGCAAAUCGCCGUGAUCUAUUUGCAUCGCCAUGCCAUCAUUUUGUUCGGCUUUCGUUUGGUCCACCUCUGGAUCAGCUCGAUCUUGGUCUGGACGCGAUGGAGCGUGUUCUUGCCAGGGCACGCAAAGGGCAAGGUCAUAUCGGGGCUUACAAGACAUGGGAUGUGGUUGAGGGUGUUGCGCAGCACAUUGAGAAGCACAUUUAGUAGGCUGGAUCCUGCUAGACGUGAUAGGGUUUACGACAGACAAACAUUGUGAUUGUUCUUGGACACAAGCGGGG
Molecule: messenger RNA, 1660 nt
Organism: Dacryopinax primogenitus
Lineage: Eukaryota; Fungi; Basidiomycota; Dacrymycetes; Dacrymycetales; Dacrymycetaceae
Product: PLP-dependent transferase
Exons: 12
Coding region: 90-1586 (498 amino acids)
Biological process (GO): biosynthetic process
Molecular function (GO): pyridoxal phosphate binding
Source: RefSeq, a predicted model, not a curated record